Molecule: messenger RNA, 5053 nt
Organism: Salpingoeca rosetta
Lineage: Eukaryota; Choanoflagellata; Craspedida; Salpingoecidae
Exons: 19
Coding region: 73-4761 (1562 amino acids)
Molecular function (GO): zinc ion binding; ATP binding; hydrolase activity, acting on acid anhydrides, in phosphorus-containing anhydrides
Source: RefSeq, a predicted model, not a curated record
AACACACACACACACACACACACACAUACACACACACACACGCGCGCGCGCGCAGAUGCAGAUGCAGAUGCCAUGUCGAUGCUGAGUAGGAAGAAGCUGGCGGAAGGAACGGCGCUGUCACAGUGGCAGUGCGAAGCGUGCACACUCCUGAACAACGCACAGUUGGUCAAGUGCACCUUGUGUCGCUCGCCAAGACCGGCAUCGUUCCGGCCACACCUCGUCCGUAUUCAACCACAACAACGACAGCCACAGCAGCAACAACAGCAGUCGCAGCAGGCGCAGCAGCAAGCGGCACCGCCGCCCUCGUCUGCUCCCAUCAUCUUGGAUGGUCCUGGUACAGCCGUGCCAGCAAAAGGUCAGAAGCCCACGAAUGCAUGCGGCAACAGCGGGUUCAACAAGCCAAGCACGAGCGACGUGGUCCUUGUUCUCGACAGCGAUGACGACGCUGACGAUGCUGGCAACGAUGGAGAAUCAACUGGACAUGGCGACAAUGCCAGCCCAGCAGCUGGUGGUGGCACAGCCGCACGUACAUUAAGCUCCACCAGCAAUAGCAGCAAUAGCAGCAGCAACGCGCACACCCACCGCUUUGAAGACGUUCCACUGCCCACUUACUCACAGCGUCAGGAUGCGCCGUUGGCUUCCGUCAAGGACGCCACCUCGGCGACGCACACCGCACAGGCAGCAACUUCAGCGCCACCAACAUCAUCAUCAUCAUCAUCAUCAUCAUCAUCAUCAUCAGCAGCAGCAGCAGCAGCAGCAGCAGCAGCAGCAUCAGCAGCAGCGCAGUCCCACCGCGGUGAAUCGAACACCCCCAAGCGGUCGCACACGGGCGAGUAUGCAGGCCUGUGUUCCUCCGGAGGUGCACCCGCAGCAAAGCGCAGCCGUGCGCAGACUGUGCCGCUGUCCAAGUUCCGUGGCGUGGCCUGGCCCACGGUGCAGCCUGCAGGCUGGCCAAAGCGCCUGGGCGAGUUUACAGUUGCCGCCUUCCCUUCGCGCACCCUCACCCGGCACGCGCUCACGUGCGGUGACGCUAUCACGCUCACCCGCGCCAUGGGCACCAGCAGCACAGCCCUGCGCACAGUGACCAAACCAAAGACCCGCGGCAAGGGAGCGAAACGCAAAGCUUCGCGCGCAAGCCAACAGCAGCAGCACACACAGCAACAGGGCAAGCGCGACGACAUAUCCAUUCGCUUCCAGCACGACCGGCGCGAUCUUGGGCGGCUGCCCCUGGACGUGUGCCGCUGGGCCACGCCGCUGCUUGCAAGCAACGCCAUUCGGCUCGAAGGCAAGUGCGUGUACGCCCCACGCACGCUGUCGCCGCGUGAGCCCGUGAUUAUGACGGUGACGGUGCUGGCAAACCACCGCUGGUUCUCCCGGCUGCCGCGAACAUUUGCACAGCGGUCACCCGCGCCAGAAUCCGCGAGCAGUGCCGGCAGCAGCAGCAGCAGCAAGGGUGGCGCUGGCGCUGGCGAAGUUGGUGAUGAUGCAGCAGUCAUGGUGGCAGAAGACACGCACCCAGGUGCAGGUGCGUUUGAUGAUGACGACGACGAUGUGAAGGACGCACUGCGGGUGUCGCUGCGCUCGUGCCUGGCCGCUGUCGGCCUGACCGACGCCAACGCAAGCCCCUUGGCUGGCAGCGGCGAGAAUGGUGGUAGCAGUAGUAGUGGUGGUGUUGGUGGUGGUGGCAGUGGGGAGGAAGCAGGCCGGCAAGGGGACGCAGACACACGCAGUGAUGCGGAGGACGAGGAAGGCCUGCGGGACCUGGAGUACGUGUGCGACCGCAUGGGCCAGGUUGACGCGACGCUGGAGGAGGUGGAGCCGAAGGCCGGGGCCAUGACGUGCCAGCUGCGGUCGUACCAGAAGCAGGCGCUAGGAUGGAUGAUUGAGCGGGAGGAGCUGACGCGAUCCUCUGCCAAGAGCAAAGACCAGCUGCACCCCAUGUACAAGCAGCUGGCGUUUCCGGACGGCACGCCCCUCUACUGGAGCGACAGCCUGUGUGUUCUCACCUCCGUGUUUCCGCCUGCUUCGGAGCAGUUUCGUGGCGGCAUCCUCGCAGACGCCAUGGGUCUUGGAAAGACGGUGCAAGCGCUGGCGCUGAUCAGCAGCCUGCCGCCAACCGAUUCCUUCCUCGACAUCAAGCGCGACAUGCGUGCAGUCAGCGCCACCGGCGCAGGUGGCAGGAACGGCAUCGCAGCAAGCACGAGCAAGGGCACUGGAAGCAGCAAUACCGGUUUGAAUGCAAGUGUGACAGUCAAGGUGUCUUCGGACGGGAGAAGAAGGAAGACAGUGACGACGCGAGGACACGGUGGGGCGUUGGAUUUGGACGGGUACGUGGCUGCACUGGAGGGCAGUGGCGCAAUGGACUGUGACAAUGACGAGGAUGACGAGGAUGGUAAUGAAAGCAUUGUGGACAUGGGGGAUGCGAGAGGCGGUCAUGCUUCAAGCGAUUGCAGCGGCCACCUCCACCAGCAUCAGCAACGGCAGCAGCCACGGCAGAGUUCAGGUGUGCGUGUGAAUGGCAGGGUGCCGUGUGGUGCGACGCUGAUUGUGUGCCCCAUGUCGCUGGUGUCGCAGUGGGAGGAGGAGUGCAAGCGCCACCUCACACGUGCGCGCGUGCUGCUCUACUAUGGAGCAAACCGCUCCCGAAAUCUCACGGCAGCAGCGGCUGGCGACGCAGACAUUAUCAUCACAACCUACGGCAUUGCCACGUCGGAAAGCCUUCGCGUGAUAAAUGGGCAAGCGAAGACAACUGCAUCAUCAUCAUCAUCAUCAACGUCAUCAUCAUCAUCAUCUUUACAGCAGCAGCAGCUGCCACGCCGCGGCGGUGGUGAAAGCGAUGGAAUCAAAGCCACUGCUGAUGACGAUGAUGAUGAUGAUGAUGACACGUUGACGCUGUUUUCGUUCCACUUCUGGCGCAUCAUUCUGGACGAAGCACACCUGAUCAAGAACCGCAGCACCAUCGGUGCCAAGGCGUGCUACCGGCUGAGCGCCCAGCGCCGGUGGGCAAUGACAGGAACACCAAUCCAGAAUCACUUGGAAGAUGUGUUUUCGCUGCUGAAGUUUCUUCACCUCGAGCCGUGGUGCUCAUGGGGCGUUUGGAGAGAGCACAUUCAAAGCAUUUUCAGCGAGGACGAGGAUCGAGCCGUGGAGCGAUUGCAGAUGGUCCUUCAGCCGAUUCUUCUCCGCCGGACGAAGACAACAAAGGACAGACACGGCCGUCCCAUCCUCUCGCUCCCAUCCAGCAACUCAACCGUCCGCGAACUCUCAAUGUCCCCCGCUGAACGCGAAUUCUACGAGGCCAUCCUAAUGCGUUCAAAGAAGAAAUUCAGGGAAUUUGAAGCCACGGGCAAGGUGUUCUCGAACUACACGAACAUCCUCGAGCUGCUGCUUCGCCUCCGCCAGGCCUGCGACCACCCGCUCCUUACUCUUCGCGACGCCCCAGCAGACAAACAGCGCCCAACAGCAGGUGUUGCUGCGCGGACCUUCAGCGACAUUGAGGCGCUGCUUGACGCGUACCUCGCCACCGACGAACCAACAGCCACCUCCACUGCCAACGCCCUGCUCCAUGAUGACGACGAUGACGAUGACAAUGGCGGUCACCGUGAUGGUGGCUCCGUGGCCAAGGGUGGUGUAUCCAAGCAAGCGGCCGAUGCGGUAUCGAAUGGGACAAUACUGCCAGCACGCAAGAGCACUUCGCCGCCUCUGGUGCGUGGUACAGCAGCACCAGCAACGGCCACAACGACGCCCAUCGCCUACGAGCAGCCGUCGACGUCAUCAUCAUCAUCAUCAGCAACAGCAGCAGCGAUGACAGCGUCACGGAAGCUGGAGUACGCGAGCAACAAGCGCAAGGAACUUACCGCGCUGCUGCAAACAGGUGCUGGGAGCAAGGCGCCGGAUGCCUCCAGCGAGUGCUGCAUCUGCUUGGACACAAUCGACUCCCCCGUUGUCACGCCCUGCCUCCACGUCGGCUGUGCCUCCUGCCUUCGUGAUGUCGUCGCCAGGUUUGGGCAGUGUCCCGUUUGCCGGAAGGCUGUGCGUGUGGAUGAGCUUGCCAGCAUCGCACACGGCACGCACAGCAGCAUGAGCAGUGGUGGCAGUGGUCGUGGUCGCCAAGACAACUCCUCAACAGCACACGCACCACCCACAACCGGCAUUGCCAGUGUUGUUCAUUCCUCAGACCCUUCGGAGCCCUUCAAGUAUUCGACGAAGAUUCGUGCGCUUCUCUCUGAAAUCAAAGCCAUGCGCCAGGAGGAUGAAAGCAACAAGUGUAUUGUGUUUUCGCAAUGGACAUCCAUGCUGGACUUGAUCCAGCGGGCGGUUGAGUCGGGCGGGUACACGACGGCGCGGCUGGACGGCAGCAUGUCGCAACAGGAGCGUUCCCGCGCCCUCGCCACCUUCAAAUCAGACCCGACGUGCACGGUGUUUCUGAUCACGCUUCGGUCUGGCGGCGUUGGCCUGAACCUGACGGCGGCAUCGCACGUCAUGCUCAUGGAUCCAUGGUGGAACCCUUCAGUGGAGGAGCAAGCGAUUGACCGCGUACACCGGAUUGGCCAGGACAAGCCCGUCUGCGUCAAGCGCUUCAUCAUGCUGGGAACAGUGGAGGAAAGGAUUCGUGUGCUGCAGGCGAAAAAGUGCCAGCUUGUGCAAAGCGCGCUCGCCUCGUCAUCGUCCAUCACAGGCACAGCAACAAGCGGUGGUGGCGAAAUGGACGCGAAACGGCGGGAGCGCCUCAAUGACCUGCGGCUUCUGUUCGGGUUUUGAUGGUGCAGCGCAAGCCAUGAUAAUGGCGCGACCUUUCAUCGUCCGAUCUGUCGCGCCGCUUGGGUUUGCUUGGGCUUUUUCGUGCGUGUGUGUGUGUGUGUGUGUCGCCACCAUUUUCAAAGCCCCGCGUGCACAUGGGACGAAACCGCACGCACACAGCACGUGCAAUCAAGUACAGAAGCAAGCACUCGCACGCGCUGAUUUCCUGUCAUGGUCGCAUUCAAACUGUUGGCGGCACCGGACAUUUGGUGCGAAUCCCCAUAGUUGUGCGAAGAUAUAAACAACAUUCCGA